AUGAAGCCAAGCGAAGAUGAACAUGCUCAUUCAAGGCCAUCCUAUCUUGGAGUGGGAAUAACUUUACCAGAAAGGGAUGAACCACAAGAGACUGAUGACAUCAGAACAAAUCUGUCUGAGAGGUUUUCAUUGUUUGGGGAUGCUGAAUCUGACACUACCCCUUUUCAGAAAAGCGCUGCAGAGCCUAAAGAACAUAUGCAUGUAUAUCUUCGUGUGCGACCAUUUACUGCAUCUGAAGUUGAGCAAAAUGAGUCACAGGAUUGCGUCAGCAUCCCCGAUGCCUGCAGUGUCCUAGUGAAGGCACCACAUCAUUCACAGGCUAGUCGGCUAAGCGAGAAAGGCGGUAGUACAGUGGCUCAGAAGUUCACCUUUACUAAUGUAUUCGGCCCUGAGACCACACAGAGUCAGUUUUUUGAUGGUACCCUUAAAAAACAAGUGCUUGAUUUUAUGAAAGGUCAUAAUCGACUGAUUUUUACUUAUGGUGUUACCAAUGCUGGAAAAACCUUUACCUUCCAAGGUACACAAUAUGAUGCAGGCAUCUUACCAAGAUCAAUGGAAAUGCUUUUUAAUACUAUUGAAGGAAAAGUCUAUUCCAAGAUGGACAUAAAACCUCACAGGUGCAGGGACUAUAUACGGCUGACCAAAGAGCAGAUUAAAACAGAAACUGCAUUCAAAAACAGUGUACUUCGUCACACUAAAGAGGUUGAUCCUCAGUGUAGCAUUAGGAGCAACAAUAGCAGGACCUCUGGAGACACUACUGACUUGCUGGCUGAUGAUGGACUCGCUAACUACUCUCGUGUCCUGUCUGAAUGUGAAGAACGGUUAAGGGAAUCGGAAGGAUUUAGCCUGGAUGUGGAUGAAUCAACAAAGUUUUCUGUUUGGGUUUCAUUCUGUGAAAUUUAUAACGAGUGCAUUUACGAUCUGCUGGAUCCGGUAUCGGGGGACAGAUUUUAUAAAAGGAAAACUCUAAAGCUUUCUCAGGACAUAAAAGGAUUCUCAUUUGUCAAAGAUCUCCAGUGGAUACAGGUUUCUAAUGCUAAGGAAGCAUGCAAAAUUCUUGCUUUGGGGAAAAAGUUCCAGAGUAUUGCUUUCACCAAGCUAAAUAGUUCAUCCAGCAGAAGUCACAGUAUAUUUACUGUUCGCUUGUUAAGAAUUGAAGAUGUGGAGGUUCCACGAGUGGUCAGAGUCAGCGAAUUGGCACUGUGUGAUUUGGCAGGCUCUGAACGAUGCACAAAAACUCAAAACGAAGGUGAAAGGCUUAAAGAGAGUGGAAACAUAAACACUUCUUUACUAAUUCUUGGCAAAUGUAUUAAUGCACUGAAGAACAGCCAGCACUCAAAGAUCCAGCAUGUGCCUUUCCGGGAAAGCAAGCUUACGCACUACCUUCAGAGCUUUUUCAGUGGCAAAGGAAAAGUGUGCAUGAUUGUGAACAUCAGCCAGUCAGCCUCUGCCUAUGAUGAGACGCUUAAUGUGCUCAAAUUCUCAGCGGUUGCCCAAAAGGUGCUUGUGCUGGAAUCCAGCCAAUCCACAGAAAACAGCCAGGCAAAGAGUGCAAGAGAAGUUUCUUUCAUAAUCAAUAAUGCUGACAACAAGAUGUGGCUUUCAAGAAGGCGAGCAACGGUACAGUGGGAUUCCCACUUGGAGAAUGUUCUAGAAGAUGAAAAUGAUGAGUUUGAGGAAAAUUGCGAGGAUGAAGAAUGUCUUGACUGCACCAAUCUAGAGGAACAAGAUGAUGAUGAGGAGGAGGAGGAGGAAAUUCUCAUUAAGAAAGAGACUUAUGAGAAACUAUUGGAACUUGUCAAUGAUCUAAAAACUCAACUUGUCAAUGAAAAAAGGGAUAAACUUGUAAUGGAAUUUAAGAUCCGGGACGAUGUAACUAAAGAAUUUACACAGCACUACGUUCAGCGUGAACAUGACUUCAGGGAAUGCUUACAAAAGGAAAAAGAACUUAUGGAAGAAAGAUGUGAUGAAAGGAUGGAGAUUUUGCAGGACUUGGUGAGAAAAUGUUCUAAUGAAGAGGAAGAUGAGGAGAACGACGUCAAAGAAACGGACACCGUAACAGAUACAACUGUCCAGGUUGAUGAACCCAGCUUGCCACUUCAAGGACUCUUCUCUUCUAUGCAGAAUGACCUAGUAGCAAUCAAGAAGCAAGCAGUAGAGGCUCAUCAUCAUAUUGCAGCUAUUCAUGAUGAUCCAGAGACCGUUACUCAACUGGAAAACAAAUUACAGCAAGUGACAUCUGAACUUGCUAAAACGCAAGAGGAGCUAAAAAGGAAAUCUGUUGAAUUGGAAGAUUAUAUUGAGAAGUCCAGAAGUCGGGACCUUCAACUGGAAGAAGCGGACAAAAAACUCUCAUCACAAAGGCAGCAGGUUGAUAAACUAAUGGACAUGAUUCAAGAAAAGGAUACGGCCACUGAAAAGCUUAAAGACCUUCUUGCUCACUGGGAGGCAAAAUGUGAAGAUUACGAGAAAACUGUAAACGAUAUUAGAGGAGAAAUGGCCAAAUUCAGCCACAGCGAAGAUGGCAGCUCUACAAGUCGGAAGAGGCCACCCGAGGAUCACCACCAUCCACAGGAUCAGCCUCCAACAAAGAAAGAACUUGUGGAAAAUAAUGAUUUUAACAUGGAAAAUUACAAGCGGAAAAAAUCCUUGGAGAACAAAGAGAACAUGGACAUGCGCCACAAAUUAGAAGAGGUUAGGGUUGAAAAAGAGCAGUACAAAGCUCAAGUACUCCACCUAAAUCAGACUAUUGUUGAGUUGAAAGAAAGGCUUGCUAGCUGUGAAGAACAGGUUAUUGAUUUAAAGUCAAAAAAUGGAACCAUAUCUUGUGAGCUGCAGGCAAAGAAAGAUCUUGCUUCCACUCUGCAAGGAACUGUUGAAAUGUUAAUGCAGGAGAUAGAUCACAACAAACAAAGCACUGCUAGUAAGGUUGCACAAAUCAAAACUAUUCAGAGUAAGCUGGACAAUUUUAAUAAAAAUGAGUCAAAGGCAGACUCUGAGGCAGAAUGUCUUAAUUUAAGUGAUACAGUUCAGAGCUCAUUUCUGAUAUCUUUAACAUCUGGUGGAAGUGACAGUCUAGUGGAAAAAAUGGGAUCAUUAAGAGAGAGUGCAUUUUACAAUGCCAUAGAAGGUUUAUGGAGGAAAUGUCAAGAAGUUCUAAAGGAAUCGUCCAAAAAGAACAAGCAGAUCCAAAAUCUUGAAAAAGAACUUGUAGGCCUGAAGAACAAUAUGGCUGAACUACAGAAGGCAAAGGACACCUUACAAGUAAACCUCCAGGAGGCUCAUUCUCAAGGCUCCGUUCUAAAAGAAAAAGAACAGCUUAUUAUUGACCUUCAAAAACAAUUGUCGGAAACCUCCAAUGAUUUGGAGAGACAUAAAAAGCAAGAAAUGGAUUAUAAAAAUGAGGUAUUGUUGAAUAGCCAACAGAUAAAAGAUCUAGGCCUUCUUGUGGAUUCUUACAGAGAAAAAUGGGAAAAGCUUAGCAGCUUGGAAAACGAGACCAAAGAAAAAUCUGUUGCCUUUCUGUCGCUGGAAGAACAGUUGGCAGAUCUCCAGGCAGAACAUAUGAAUUGUGGAAAACAACACCAGAAAUUAGCUGCUGAAAAGGAUGAAUUACAAAAGAAGAUUAAACAAGGGCUGGAAGAGCUUUCAAUUGCUGAGAAUGCCAAAAACGAAAGAGAGAAGCAAAUCACAGAGACAACGAAGGAAAUGGAACUGGUAAAGAAAGACCUUUCAAAACAAACCAAUCAACUACAAGCGGCACAACUGGACCUUCAAAGAAAGGAAGAGGACUAUGCAGAGUUGAAAGAGAAACUAGCUGAUGCUAAAAAGCAAAUGCAGCAGGUUGAAAAAGAGGUUAGUUGGCUUGUGAUUGUCCAAGUCAGCCCUAAUAUGACUUCCUCCUCCUGGGAGCAUGAUGUGGGUGUCAAGGUUCUGGAAGCUCUUAAACACCCUUUGAACCCAUCAGACAUAUUAGAUUUCCUCAUUGCCAUCGCUUCUGUGAGUACAUCCCAAGGAGAUGUCUCUUCACUGUUUAAUGUGGCACAAGCUGUCCCUGAACAGCGUGAUACUGAGAAAAAUGGAGGCACAAUGCAGCUGUACCAGAAAGCAUGUCAAGAUGUAGAUGCAAAGGAAAAGAUAAUUGAAGACAUGAAGCUGACACUCAUAGAACAGGAACAGACCCAGGAAGAACAAGACCAGGCACUUGAGGCCAAAGUAGAAGAAGCAGAAAAAUUGGCUGAAGAAUUGGAAUUGUGGAAACAAAAGUAUAGAGAGCUUGCAAAGAUCUCUAGUAAAGAAAUCCUAACAAAGUUAAGUUGCGAGACUAAUAAUAACGUGGAGACUGUCAACUCAGAGGUAACCAAGCUACAGAACCAGCUAAAAGAGUUUGAAGAGAAAUACAGCAAUGACAGAAAGAAAUGGCUAGAAGAGAAAAAGACCCUUAUAGCUCAGGCGAAAGAGUCAGAAAAUCACCGAAACAAGGAAAUGAGAAAAUUUGCUGAUGAUCGAGAACGUUUUACAAAGCAACAGAGUGAAAUGGAACAACUCUCGGCUCAGUUGGCUGAGAAGGAUAGUACUCUUCAGAAAUGGCGCAAUGAGAGGGACACACUUGUCUCAGCACUUGAAAUCCAGCUGAAAAGUCUGCUGUCCAGCAAUGCUAUAAAAGAGCGAGAAAUUGAACAUUUAAAACAAAUUACCAAUGCACACAACAAUAAGGAUUCUUCGUCUCUGGAAGAUAUGAAGAGGCAGCUAGCUGCUAGUGAAGCCACCAUCAAAAAGCUGCAGAAAAAACUCUCAGAAAUGGAACCAGCCUCAUCUGCUACUACAGCUGGAUUGGUGGAGAAGUCACAAACCCCGAUCACUGAACAACCUGAAUCAGCCAACUUGUUGGGCAGAAAUAACAGCAAAGGGGAUUCUUCUUUAAGAAGUGAUGUUUCCACAAGUGACAGUCAGUUACCGGAUGGUUCAGAUACUGUAUUGGACUCCUCUAUGAUUUCAACAGAAAAUGGAAAAACCAGCAGGUUUCCUAAACCACAGAUGGAGAUUAGCUUUAGUCCAGCAAAACCAAACAAAAUGGAAAUUAAACAUCAUGGAGAUGACUCACCAAUAACUGUGAGAAUUACUAGAACUGCAAGAAAGAGGAAGAGUGCUGAAAUGGCGCAGCAUACAAUGCUCUCAAGCUGCUGGAAAAUUAGAUGCAAAGAGUCAGAGGGCACUAGGAACAUUUGUCGGGAUACCGUAAAAAUUGAAAACCGGAAAAAUACAAGGACAAAUAAAAUGAUACCAUCCACCAUGUCAAGUCCUGCUAUCAAUAGCAAUGAAUCAAAGAAACAAAUGCUGACAAAACAGCUAUCCACGUCCAGCACUACCUCUAGUCGGAAAAAAGAUGGGACCCUGCAAAAGCUUGGGGAGUUCUUACAGAGCUCUCCUUCCAUUUUCCAGAAUAAAGCCAAAAAACUGCUUGGAACAAUUGCGGCUCCAAAGACGACAAAUUUGAUUUCUGGCCAUAAAGAAGAGGAGAGUAAACCCAAGAAGAACAGGAGAAAGUUGUACACUGCUGAAAUCUCAGCUCCACUAGACAUCCCUGCUCAUGCAAUCAUUAUGGACACUAAUGAAAGGGAAAGUGAUCACCUUAUAAUGAAGAGACGGCUUAGAACAAGAACAGCUAAAUAAGAUUAACUUUUUGUUACUUCUUCAUCCUGUGGUAUUCAUACAACACAUGUAGAUAUCCCUCUUCUAUCUGUACAGAUGAUAAUUAUCUAAACUUAUUACAAUUGUUUCAAAGCUGAACUCUGGGGGGGAAAUGCCUUGUGCUCUGUAAAAAUAAGCUACCUCUAAUGAUGGUAAUCUUAGGUC
Nanorana parkeri is the source of this 5856-nucleotide messenger RNA. It is a transcript of the gene KIF20B, whose product is annotated as kinesin family member 20B. The record is from RefSeq and is a predicted model, not a curated record. Gene Ontology annotation, molecular function: plus-end-directed microtubule motor activity; microtubule binding; ATP binding. The coding region runs from base 1 to 5673 and encodes 1890 amino acids. Gene Ontology annotation, biological process: mitotic spindle assembly; microtubule-based movement. The transcript is spliced from 36 exons. Lineage: Eukaryota; Metazoa; Chordata; Amphibia; Anura; Dicroglossidae. Gene Ontology annotation, cellular component: spindle microtubule; nucleus.